GCUGCCCAGGCUGAAGAAGACAAGGAUAUCCCAAUUCUUCCAUAUUCUUCACUUUUCAUCCUCUCCAGCAAUAACAGAUACACUCUACCGAUUAGACAGAUGAUCCACUGGUUUGUGACGAAGAAGCUGUUUGAUAACUUUAUCAUGUUGGUAAUAGCAGUGUCAAGUAUAUCACUAGCUUCAGAGGAUCCGGUGGAUGAGGAUAGUCCUAGAAAUGUAUAUUUGGGAAUGGCGGAUUACUUCUUCACUGCUAUCUUCACUUUUGAAGUUUGUUUAAAGAUUCUGGAUCAAGGCUUUGUCUUGCAUCCAGGUGCUUUCAUGAGAGACUUCUGGAACGUGAUGGACAUUACAGUUGUCACGUGUGCGCUUGUAUCUUUCUAUCAUACUAUUGCAAAAACAGAUCGCAAAUCGGGAACCCCAACUGGACAGAAACUCAAGUCCAUCAAGCUCCUUAGGGUACUCAGGCCCCUCAAGACAAUCAAUAGGAUCCCGAAACUGAAGGCUGUUUUUGACUGUGUAAUUAUCUCUUUGAAGAACGUGUUCAAUAUAUUGAUUGUUUAUAUUCUCUUUCAGUUUAUCUUUGCUGUGAUAGGCGUUCAACUGUUCAAUGGAAAGUUCUUCUACUGUACUGACGAAUCCAAACAUGAUGCUGAACAAUGCCAAGGCCAGUACUUUCAUUAUAUAACUCCAGACGGUCCCCCAGUAGCUUAUACAAGGGAAUGGUCACGAAGGAAUUUUCACUACGACAACUGUUUCUAUGCAAUGCUCACACUUUUCGCCGUCCAGACUAGCGAGGGAUGGGUUGCAAUCCUGCAAGACUCCAUGGCCUCUACCUACGAGGAUGAAGGUCCUAUCCCCUGGUACAGGACCGAGCAGGCCAUCUUCUACAUUGUCUUUUUCAUCGUGUUUCCCUUCUUCUUUGUCAACAUCUUCGUUGCCUUGAUCAUCGUGACCUUCAACGAGCUUGGGGAGGCAGAGCUGGAGGAUGAUAUGGAUAAAAAUCAAAAAUCCUGCAUCGACUUUGCUAUCCAGGCUAAACCCCUAGAAUUAUACGUUCCCGAAGAGACAACUGGUAUUAGAUACCACAUCUGGAGAUUGGUGACCUCUGCCCCCUUCGAGAACUUUAUCCUGCUUCUUAUAAUCUUGAACACCCUCCUCCUGAUGCUGAAGUUUGAAGGAGCUCCUCUCUACUUCAUGGAUAUCUUGAUCUACUUCAACCUAAUCUUCACCCUCCUCUUCACUAUUGAGUGUGUACUCAAACUUUCCUCAUUUGGUCCAAAGAAUUACUUCAAGGAACGGUGGAAUCUUUUUGAUUUUAUAACUGUGGUCGGUAGUAUUAUCGACGCUACGAAGGUUGUGAAUGUUGGAUUCUUGAAGCUGUUUAGAGCAGCUCGGUUGAUUAAGCUGCUCCGAAGAAGUGUUAGUGUCAGAAUAUUGCUCUAUACAUUCGUUCAAUCUUUCAAGGCUCUACCAUAUGUUUGUAUGCUGAUGGGCAUACUGUUCUUUAUCUAUGCAAUCAUUGGAAUGCAGUUGUUUGGAAGCUUAAUAAUGGACCCGAAUACUGCAAUAGAGAGGCAUAAUAACUUCCGUCACAUCUUUCAAAGCCUGAUGCUCCUGUUCAGAUGUGCAACCGGUGAGGCGUGGCCAGAUAUAAUGUUGGCGGGAGUGGCGGGGAGACCUUGUGAUGAACGAGCAUAUGAAAGGAAUAAGACUACAGGUGAGCUGUUGGAUCCGGAGCAGAACUGUGGAUCCAACAUGACCUACUUGUACUUUGUCUCCUUCAUCUUCCUCUGCUCGUUCAUCAUGCUCAACCUCUUCGUUGCGGUCAUCAUGGACAACUUCGACUACCUCACGAGGGACUCCAGUAUACUAGGUUCCCAUCAUCUUGGAGAAUUUAUCACAGCCUGGGCUGAGUUUGAUCCUAGUGGAGCGGGUACAAUCCACUAUACCGAGGCUAUGGAACUCCUGAAGAAUAUAGAUCCACCCCUGGGAUUCGGAAAGAAGUGCCCAGAUAAGAUGGCCUACAAGAGAUUGAUCAGGAUGAACAUGCCAAUAGAUAAGGUUGGUCUAGGAAUAUUUUACUGA
Eurytemora carolleeae is the source of this 2085-nucleotide messenger RNA. RefSeq names its product voltage-dependent calcium channel type A subunit alpha-1. Gene Ontology annotation, cellular component: membrane; voltage-gated calcium channel complex. Gene Ontology annotation, molecular function: high voltage-gated calcium channel activity. The record is from RefSeq and is a predicted model, not a curated record. NCBI's taxonomy places the organism in Eukaryota, Metazoa, Arthropoda, Copepoda, Calanoida, Temoridae. Gene Ontology annotation, biological process: calcium ion import across plasma membrane; chemical synaptic transmission. The transcript has 22 exons. The annotation marks the transcript as partial.